ACAAAGUGAAAUGCAAUCAUAUGACAUACUUUUCUUUUCGAUGGUGCAGAAGAAACAGAUUAGAUUCCUUAGCACACCAGUCUCAGAGAGAAAAAAGGAAAGUUAAGGCCUGCAAUAUGAAAACCACAUGCAUCCCGAUCUUAUUCUGGCCCUUCUCCAUGCUAUUAUUAUCAGAUGAAAGCAAGACUUCUAAAACAGAAGUCAAAUGUAAUUUCACUGAAAAGAAUUAUUCUUUUAUUCCAGAGGAUAUCAAUAAAAAUGUUACUAUACUUGAUCUCAGUUAUAACCAAAUUACUCUGAAUACUAUGGACACAAGUGUUCUAAAGAUCUAUUGUUUACUCACUGAGCUCUAUUUGAUUGAGAACAAUGUUGUCAUAUUACGUAAUAAUAGUUUUGGUAACCUCUCCAACCUGAAAAUUUUAAAUAUCUGUAGAAAUUCCAUCCAUGUAAUUCAACAGGGUGCAUUUAUAGGUUUAAAUAAAUUAAGACAGUUAUAUCUCUGCCAAAACAAAAUAGUACAACUGAAUCCUAAUAUAUUUGUGCCCCUCAAAAAUCUGAAACUUCUGAAUCUACAAGACAAUAUGAUGAGCUAUAUAGAUGGGCCACCGUUGUUUCAUCUGGAAUUAAUCAUUUUAGAUGGAAAUCCAUGGAACUGCUCUUGUACUCUAUUAAAUUUGCAGAACUGGUUAAACACAUCAAAUGUGACACUAGAAAAUGAGAACAUCACCACGUGCAGCUACCCAGAUAUCCUUAAGUGCUACAGUAUCAAAACAGUACCUUAUAAUACUGACUGCUACUCAACAUUUCCUUUACCUGUAAUGGAGGACCUUUAUAUUAAUUUCCAGUCCAUUAGCAAUUCAACAUUUAAUAGCUCUUUGAAGAACUUAACAAAUUCAGAACAUGAACCUCCUGGAAAAAGCUGGGCUUUUCUUGUUGGUGUUGUAGUAACUGUACUGAUGACUUCACUCCUCAUUUUUGUUGCUAUCAAAUGCCCAAUAUGGUAUAAUUUCCUGCUUAGUUACAAUCAUCAUCGCCUGGAAGAGCAUGAAGAAGAAACCUAUGAAGAUGAUUUUAUUGAAAAUUCAAGUUCUCUUUCACAGAUACGAGAUCCAAUCUCCGAAGAUACUACAGUAACAUUUGAACAACUAAAUUCAUUUGCAGUAGAUGAUGAUGGGUUUAUUGAAGACAAAUAUAUAGAUACUCAUGAAUUAUGUGAAGAAAAUUAACUUCAAUGUUUGAUUCUAUAAAAAAAUGUUAUCAAUUCACUCCCAGUUUAAACAUGGAGAUUUUCACAUAUAACAUAGCAAACUAUUGCUAGUAGACCUUCAUAUUACUUGCAACAUUCAUAAAUAUCAUAAAAUUAUGUUUUUCUAGUUGUUAUUGAAAAAGUCCAAACACAGUGACUGACACUUCUCAGUAGCUAACAGUUAAAAUACUAGCAUUACUAUUGUCAGCAGUUGUCAGAAGACCAUAAAUACUAGUAAAAAUGAUACCUAAAAUAAAUAUUCAUGAUUUAAAAUAAAGUGUUUCUCAUAUUACAAGAUAUUUGAUAUAAUUCAAUCAGAGUAAGGAACAGAAAUACCUAAAAAUGACAAUAUGCUUGGAUUCACUUUUUUAUGUUCAGAGAAUGAAUUCAUAGAAUGGAAAAACAUUUUUUAAACGCUUCCAGAAUUAGCACAAUAAAUUUCCUGAAAAUUUAGUAGCAAUUUAAAGCACAGCACAAUGUCUGGGGCACAAUCCCUAAUAACUUACUACUAAUUGUGUUAUACAGAAACAUUGUCACCAUAAUGCAGAAUUGUCACAAUUGAAUAGUAUGAUGGCUUCCUAAGUGGGUAUCAUAAUUAUCUAUAAAUCUCAUUUUUAAAAAAUACAUAUUUCUGCCUUUCUUCAAGGGAUUUUUAUUCAAAUGAGUCUGUUCUAUGACUAAGAAAUCUUCCGAUGUCCAUGAACAGUUGUUUGGGAUCCUAAAGAUGAAGGAAUUUUUCCCAAAUUGUUUUCUAGAACAUUAAUUUCCAUAGAGACAUUGAGAAGUAUUUAUGGGGGGAAAAAGAUACCUGAUCAAAUUACUACAGGAGAUACUGGGUUUAAACAAACUGAAACAAGAUUCUUUACUAUAAGAUUUAUCUGAAGCUUUACUAAGCCUAACUACUCUCCACUUUUCAAAAGGAAAGUAUCAAGAAUUUUCCAACCUUACCUGACAACCAAAUUCUUUCUUCAAGGGAUGCCUACUAAGAGGUCAUAGCACAAUAAGGGUCCAAAGAAUAUAGUUUGGAAAACACUGGCCUUAAGACUAUUAUAGAAGAGUCUAAAAGUAAAUUAUUUGCCAGUUCCUUAUAAUCAAUUGUCUGUAACAUAAUUUUAUUGAAUUAAUGCAAACAGUGACAUUAAAAACUGUAACAAACUUUAUCAUAUGUAGGAAGGUUAAAUGUAUUUCUCUAUAUCUUUUAUAGGAAAGUUUCUCUGAAACACUAAAAUAUAUUUAUGGGUGAAAUGAUAUUUUAGAUUUUCAUCAUAAAACAGAAAAGGGACCAAUGACUAAAGGUGUGGAUGGAACAGGGUUGGAUAUGAACUGAUGGAGCUAGAACAUGGGUACAUAGGAUUAUAGUACACUUUUAUUUUUGAGUGUGUUCAAAUUUCUCUAUAAUACAGUUUUUAAAAUGUAUAUCUACUUGGUACUUCUUUAGGGAAAAAGAGACUAAAAAUAAUGUAGAUAUAGUCAAUUCUGCAGAAUAGUCAUUUUAAGGGUCAUAUCAAUACUAAAUUCAGUUCAAAUGUGUAUCAAGGAAAAUAAAAACUGUUUAGGAUGAUAUACUUGUGAAAUAGAAAAACAAACUCAUUUAUCAUGCAAAUUUACUUGUGUUUAUUGAAACUUGUUUUCAAUAAAGAAUAUAAGUACUUUACAUGUAAUAUUUCCUAACAGAUAUUAACAAUUACAGUUCACUGUUUUCUAUCUCAAUUAUGAGAUAACUGAAAUAUGAGGCAUCUUUUCCUGAAUAAUCUAUCAUUUUAUCAAAAUAUUUCAUAAUUUAAGAAGCAAAUAUUAAUAUUUAAGGAGCAGAGUAAAAUGAAAUAUAAUUAUAAAUCAGCAAAGACUAAAUUAAUCUCUUAUAUUCAAUUUGUACUUAUAUUACAAAUGAGUAUUGGGUAUUUGAUAAAUUUCUAACUAAACAAAAUAAAUAAAUAAAUGGGUUUAAAAUUCAAUUACAUAUGUUUUUAAAAGAUAACUGAUUUUAACUAAUACCAAAGUAGAAAAGUAUAGACAUCAUAACUAGAAGAGAAUCUUUAGUUCAUGCAGCUUUGUGAAACUGAAUUAAAACCAAGUGUCUAAGUAUUUCAGUAAUAUAUUGAGGCUAUAUAUUAUAACAAACUUAUUAUCAAUAGGUGUUCUAUAAUAAACCAGAUGGUCAUACAACACUAAAUGAUGGCACUAAAAUAGAAGAGAAUGAAAACAGAAGUUUUUACACUUGCCUUUGCUAGUAUGGCAUUUCCUGCUCCCUUUGAAUGAGGAGUGUCAAGUAGAUGCUUGUGUUACUGAGAUUUUGCUUAUCUGAUUAACACAUAAAAAAAAUCUAUGCUCCUGAUGAACAGAAAAGUAAACAUCAUAAAAAUAACUUUUGUUGUUAAUUUAAAUUCUUCUUAAAAGGGUCAGGAGAACACAUUUUACUCAGCCUCAGACAUUAAGUUUAAAAUUGCUGACAUUUUCAGGACAAACUAUCAUAUUUUAACAACUUUUUAACCAAAUGAACCAAAUACACAUAAAAACCUAUGACAUUCUCAUACUUAUAAUCUGUGAUUUAUUUUAUUGGAUGAAAUAUCUAUGAAACAUGUACAUAUAAUAUUUACAAGUCUGACCUGGGUAUUAUAUAACUUUGUAGUAAAUAAUGAAUAAAUGAGGACCUAAAUGUUAUAAAUGCUAUAAAAUCUUCAA
This is a messenger RNA of Phyllostomus hastatus (greater spear-nosed bat), 3928 nucleotides long. It is a transcript of the gene LRRC19, whose product is annotated as leucine rich repeat containing 19. The record is from RefSeq and is a predicted model, not a curated record. The transcript is spliced from 5 exons. The coding region runs from base 21 to 1226 and encodes 401 amino acids. Gene Ontology annotation, molecular function: protein binding; signaling receptor activity. NCBI's taxonomy places the organism in Eukaryota, Metazoa, Chordata, Mammalia, Chiroptera, Phyllostomidae. Gene Ontology annotation, cellular component: plasma membrane. Gene Ontology annotation, biological process: interleukin-8 production; positive regulation of non-canonical NF-kappaB signal transduction.